AUGAGCGGAAGAAGGGUGCUUGAUGCAACAGAAUCUUCAAGAAUUCUAAUCACGGAUUGGGUGUGGGGUUUUAUGAAAUCAGGAAAGAUUGAAGAAAUUUUCCAUGAGUCGAUAAGAAGAGAAGGACCAAAGGGAGUAAUGGAGAGAUUUGUUCGUGUUGGCAUUCUCUGUGCUCAUGUGAUGGUAGCCCUUAGACCUACCAUUGCUGAUGCUCUAAAGAUGCUUGAGGGAGAUAUCGACAUCCCACAAUUACCUGACCGGCCAUUGCCUCUCAGCCACGAGUCGUUUCGAUCUGCAAUACCAUACAAUGUGACUUGGUCUUCAUCACGGUACAGUGUAUUCAACAGUUUGACAUCAGAAGCAAAGUCAAGAAUUAGCAGUAAUGAAAAUCAGAUACAGCAGAAAUUCUAA
This is a messenger RNA of Fraxinus pennsylvanica, 411 nucleotides long. Lineage: Eukaryota; Viridiplantae; Streptophyta; Magnoliopsida; Lamiales; Oleaceae. The record is from the annotation of a GenBank genome assembly.